Coturnix japonica (Japanese quail) is the source of this 1096-nucleotide messenger RNA. Its product is annotated as lymphocyte antigen 6E. NCBI's taxonomy places the organism in Eukaryota, Metazoa, Chordata, Aves, Galliformes, Phasianidae. Gene Ontology annotation, cellular component: plasma membrane. The record is from RefSeq and is a predicted model, not a curated record. Gene Ontology annotation, molecular function: acetylcholine receptor inhibitor activity.
GCCCAUUCCCUCCUCCAAAGCUCAUCUCUAUCGCUAGCGUUGCUCGCUGCUUGUCUCUUUGCGCAUCUCCUCGUCCCCCCCAUCGCAGCACCAUGAAGGCGUUACUGCUCGCCGUGUUGGCUGCGGUGCUGUGCGUGGAGAGAGCCCACACGCUCAUUUGCUUUUCGUGCUCGGAUGCAUCCUCCAACUGGGCCUGCCUGACACCUGUCAAGUGUGCAGAGAAUGAAAAUCACUGUGUGACAACGUACGUCGGAGUGGGAAUCGGUGGCAAGUCUGGCCAGUCCAUCUCCAAAGGCUGCUCUCCUAUUUGCCCCAGUGCCGGGAUUAACGUCGGCAUUGCGGCUGCCUCCGUCUACUGCUGCGACUCCUUCCUCUGCAACAUCAGUGGUUCCAGCAGUGUUAAAGCCAGCUAUGCUGUUCUGGCCUUGGGGAUCCUGGUUAGCUUUGUCUACGUCCUCAGGGCUCGUGAGUGAUGGGGAAAGCCAAGGAAGACCCUGCGCCCGGGGACCUCUGCACCUCUGCAACAUGGCGCCUUGUCUUCCAUUGGCCAUCACAGGUCUCGUUAGCUGAUGUCUUCUCUAUUGCUGCCUACAAGGAGAUCUUCUACUUCUCAACAGGCUUCCAACAGUGAUUGUUUCCCAGACUUUACGCUCUUCCAGUAUCAAGAGACCUGAGUGGCUGGGCCUAACCCUUCUCCUCCUCCUUCGGACAUACCCCACUGCACUCUAUCACUUCCCAGUGGAUUGUUUUGGAAGGGUUUCUGCUUUUUUUAACCUGUGCCCCCACUUUCUAAUUUUGCUUAAAACAAGGUUGGGACUCACUGAGAAGCGAUUGUCCCCAGACACUGCUCACUUCAGUGUUCAGAUGGUCCUGGAGGUCCCUGUGGCACCAUUGUGCCCCAACAUGCCCCCCCCCAGGCAUGGGGAACGCAUGACCCCAGUGGAGACAAAUUCCCAACCAAUGCAGCUGGAAUCUCUUUUUAUAAAUCACUUCCAAUCUCGGGCUGACUUUUUCUGGAAAACAAAUGACAUGUACCUUGUCCCUCUGAGCUCUGUAAGUGCCAGACCUGAAUAAACAUGCUCCUGUUGUUACCUGA